Molecule: messenger RNA, 1446 nt
Organism: Ilex paraguariensis (yerba mate)
Lineage: Eukaryota; Viridiplantae; Streptophyta; Magnoliopsida; Aquifoliales; Aquifoliaceae
Source: the annotation of a GenBank genome assembly
AUGGGUAUAUUUUCAGUGGCAUUUGGGGUUCUGUUGGUAUCAAUACUUACAUGGGUGCAUGUAGUGAGUGGGAUUGGUGCUAACUGGGGCACACAGGCAACCCAUCAACUCCCUCCAGAUACAGUGGUGAGACUGCUAUGGGAAAAUGGGAUUCAGAAGGUUAAGCUUUUUGAUGCCAGUUAUGAUACUCUAAAAGCUCUGGGAAAGUAUGAGAUUGAGGUUAUGGUGGGUAUCCCCAAUGAUAUGCUUGCUUCUAUGGCUAGCAGCAUGAAGGCUGCAGAGAAAUGGGUUGAUAAAAAUGUCUCUACUCAUAUGACCACCAAUAAUGUCAACAUCAGGUAUGUUGCGGUUGGAAAUGAACCUUUUCUGCAAACAUACAAUGGAAGCUUUCUCAGAAUAACCUUUCCUGCUCUCCAGAAUAUCCAAUCUGCUCUGAUAAAAGCUGGCAUUGCCAACAAAGUGAAGGUCACUGUUCCCCUAAAUGCAGAUGUGUACGCGAGCUCGAAUACCCUUCCCUCUGGUGGUGACUUUCGAGCUGACAUCCGCGACUUUAUGAUUCAAAUUGUAAAGUUCCUGAAUGAUAAUGGUUCCCCCUUCACAGUCAAUAUCUACCCCUUCAUUAGCCUUUACACAGACUCCAAUUUCCCAGUUGAAUAUGCCUUCUUUGAUGGCAAUGCAUCCCCGGUAAAUGAUGGAGGGACAUCCUAUUACAAUAUGUUCGAUGCGAAUUAUGAUACUCUGGUGUGGGCUCUACAAAAGAAUGGCUUUGGAAACAUGCCCAUAUUAGUUGGAGAAAUAGGUUGGCCAACUGAUGGGGACCAAAAUGCUAACCUACUUUAUGCUCAGCGGUUCAACCAAGGGUUCAUGUCUCAUAUAUCAGGUGGAAAAGGAACCCCAAUGAGACCGGCACCCAUUGAUGCCUAUCUGUUUAGUUUGAUUGAUGAGGAUGGCAAAAGUAUUGAACCUGGGAGUUUUGAACGCCAUUGGGGAAUAUUUACUUUUGAUGGGCUACCAAAAUAUGUGCUUAAUCUUGGUACGACAAAUUCCGGAUCUUUGGUCCCUGCAAGAAAUGUGCACUAUUUGGAGAGAAAGUGGUGUGUGUUGAAGGAAUCAGCGAACCUUACUGACCCACAGUUGGGGCUGAGUGUGACCUAUGCUUGUGAACGUGCUGACUGCACAAGCCUGGGGUAUCGUUCAUCUUGUGGCAAUUUGGCUACCCAGGGGAACAUUUCAUAUGCAUUCAACAGUUACUACCAGACGUAUAAUCAGCUGGAGGAUGCCUGCAAAUUCUCUGGCCUUUCAACGGUCACAAAAGCAGAUCCAUCUGAUGGAACCUGCAGGUUUGCAAUCGGGAUCCAGCCAUACUAUGCGGGUGCUGACCAUAGAUUUGGCUGUAUUCAGAAGACAAUGGUUGGUCUAUUUCUCUUUUUGGUCACCAUUCUGUGA